UACAGACUCCGAGUCAGCGCGGAUCCGGAAUCCAUGCCAGGUUUUACCGGAGCCCACCUUUCACAGCUCAGACAGCUCGUGCAGACGGCAGCUCGUGCUCUCUCUGCACUGGCGCUGUUUACUGGAAGCCCCGCUCGCGCCGCUUCCUCCAACUGUCUCAACAACACUAUGAGCGGGAUCUUCUCCACGCGCGACCGCUGAAACUUCACUACCCACUAAAAGUCCACUUCACUGUCUCACUCACAAGGAGCCAGGAGAGAAGUCGCCAGCGGAGACAGCUCUGAAUUCUCCCUCACUUUUUUUUUUAGCAGACAUUGAAAGCCCCACACUCUGUUUCUCUGUCUGUCCCUGAGUGUGUGUGUGUGUGUGUGUGUGUGUCACACACUCAGCGGUUCCUGGGUCCCUGAGCACCGCUUCUCUCCUCUUCUUCUUCUUCUGCUUCGUGUGUGUUUUGUUGUCGCCGCCGUCGCCGCCGCUUCUGCUGUUGCUCCGGGAGUGAGAGCCCUAAACAGAUGAGUCAGGACUGACUAAAGCAACACAUUGUUGGUCAUGGAAGCGUGCGGUGUCCGGUGCAGGAGCGGGAUGUACGGGAUGAGAGGGGGACCUGCCGCCUGGUAGCCAGCAUCACCGUGUCUGUCCCAGAGAAAAGGGAGCAUGCCUCAGACCUGCAGACUCUUUGCUGCAGAGGACUGUCUUUCCACAAUCUGACAUUUUUUUAAAAUUAUAAUUUAUUAUUCAACUCUCAUCCCUGUUGACUUCAUUUGAGCCUGUUUGGCUUCACUGCUUCGAGAAAGGUGAGAGGAUCAAUGAUGAGUAUCUCUGAGACCAGCCGGCUUGGACUUUUUUAACAAGAAACUUUAAGUCACGACACAAACCUGCCAGAAACCACCGACACCAGGCGCCAUGGCAUGCUCCCUGUGGAAACUACAAACCCUCUGCUGGUUCCUCAUCACGCUAGCCCAAGUGCACUCCACAGAGGGGUUUAGUCGAGCUGCCCUACCAUUUGGCUUAGUACGGAGAGAGCUGUCUUGUGAGGGCUACCCCAUCGAUCUGCGGUGUCCAGGAAGUGAUGUCAUUAUGAUCGAAAGUGCCAACUAUGGCCGAACGGAUGACAAGAUCUGCGAUGCCGACCCUUUCCAGAUGGAGAACAUCAACUGCUAUCUUCCAGAUGCCUACAAGAUCAUGUCACAAAGAUGCAACAAUCGGACCCAGUGUAUCGUGAUCACAGGCUCAGAUGUCUUCCCUGACCCCUGUCCGGGGACCUACAAAUACCUGGAGGUCCAGUAUGAGUGUGUGCCCUAUAAAGUGGAGCAAAAAGUUUUUCUUUGUCCUGGGACUCUGAAAGCUGUUGGCGAUCCUUCCUUUCUAUUUGAAGCGGAGCAACAAGCCGGUGCCUGGUGCAAAGACCCACUGCAGGCUGGCGACAAAAUCUACUUUAUGCCUUGGACUCCUUAUAGGACAGACACUCUCAUUGAGUAUUCCUCCCUGGACGACUUCCAAAAUGCACGGCAAACCAUCACCUAUAAGCUGCCCCACCGAGUGGAUGGGACUGGAUUUGUGGUCUACGAUGGCGCCGUAUUUUUCAACAAGGAGAGGACCCGCAACAUUGUGAAGUUUGAUCUGCGGACUCGAAUCAAAAGCGGGGAGGCCAUCAUCAAUAACGCCAACUACCACGACACAUCGCCCUACAAGUGGGGUGGGAAAACAGACAUUGACCUUGCAGUAGAUGAGAAUGGGCUGUGGGUGAUCUACGCCACGGAGCAGAACAAUGGCAUGAUGGUGAUCAGCCAGUUGAACCCCUACACGCUACGUUUUGAUGCUACAUGGGACACCGCCUACGAUAAGCGCUCAGCCUCCAAUGCCUUCAUGGUUUGUGGAGUACUCUAUGUGGUCCGCUCCACCUAUGAAGACAAUGAAAGUGAGGUCAGCAAGAGCGUGAUCGAUUACAUUUACAACACCAAACAGAACCGUGGGGAAUUCGUUGAUAUCCACUUUCCAAACCAGUACCAGUACAUUGCAGCUGUGGAUUACAAUCCGCGAGAUAACCAGCUCUAUGUGUGGAAUAAUUUUUACAUCCUGAGAUACAAUCUGGAGUUUGGCCCUCCUGAUCCAGCACAUGCACCGCCUCUGUCAGGAGUCACCACAUCCCCUCAGCCUCAGAGAACUACAACCACCACCACGACAACCACAGCACACUGGGGCGUGGCCAACACCACCACCACAACAGGGCUCAAGGAGGGUAGCAGGGGAGCGCCCAAACCACCUCCUGUGAUUCCUCAGACUACUUCCCCUCCGCCCCUGGAGUCCUUCCCUCUACCUGAACGUUUCUGCGAGGCCAACGAGAACAGAGACAUAAUGUGGCCCCAGACCCAGAGGGGCAUGCUGGUGGAGCGACCUUGCCCCAAAGGAACUCGAGGCACUGCCUCUUAUUUAUGUGUCCUUUCCACUGGGAGCUGGCACCCAAAGGGCCCUGAUCUCAGCAACUGCACCUCCCACUGGGUCAACCAAGUAGCCCAAAAGAUCCGCAGCGGCGAAAAUGCAGCUAACUUGGCCAACGAGUUAGCCAAGCACACCAAAGGCCCUAUCUUUGCCGGGGACGUCAGCUCCUCUGUGCGCCUGAUGGAGCAGCUAGUGGACAUCCUGGAUGCUCAGCUGCAGGAGCUCAGACCCAGCGAGAAGGAUUCUGCAGGGCGGAGCUUCAACAAGCUUCAAAAGCGAGAAAGGACAUGCAGAGCAUACAUGAAGGCCAUUGUGGACACAGUAGAUAACCUUCUGCGCCCAGAGGCCUUGAAGUCCUGGCAGGACAUGAACAGCACGGAGCAGACACACGCAGCCACCAUGUUACUGGACACUCUGGAGGAAGGGGCUUUUGUCCUUGCCGACAACCUAAUGGAACCUGCCAUCGUCAAAGUUCCUGCAGACAAUAUAAUCCUCGAUGUGUACGUUCUCAGCACAGACGGUCAGGUCCAGGAUUUUAAAUUUCCACAAUCCAGCAAGGAUGGUAUCUCAAUCCAGCUGUCAGCAAACACCGUCAAGCUCAACAGUCGGAAUGGGGUUGCCAAGCUGGUUUUUGUGCUCUACAAAAACCUGGGCCAGUUCCUCGGCACGGAAAACGCCACCAUCAAGAUGGCCAACGAGGCUUACGGGCGCAACGUGUCGGUGGCCGUCAACUCUGACAUCAUCGCUGCCUCGAUCAACAAAGAGUCCAGCCGUGUAUUCAUUAACGACCCAGUGAUUUUCACCCUGAAGCACAUCGAUAUGGAGCGCUACUUCAACCCCAAUUGCUCCUUCUGGAAUUACUCUGAGAGGAGUAUGAUGGGCUACUGGUCCACCCAAGGCUGCAAACUCCUGGACACCAACAAAACACACACCACCUGCUCCUGCAGCCACCUCACCAACUUUGCCAUCCUCAUGGCGCACAAAGAAAUCUCAGUUAAGGACCGAGUGCACAUUCUGCUUCUGACUGUCAUCACUCGAGUAGGGAUCGUCGUGUCCCUCGUCUGCCUUACCAUCAGCAUCUUCACCUUCUGCUUCUUUCGGGGCCUGCAGAGUGAUCGCAACACCAUCCACAAGAACUUGUGCAUCAAUCUCUUCAUUGCAGAGUUAAUAUUCCUAAUCGGUAUCGAUAUGACAAAACCCUGGAUUGGAUGUGCCAUCAUCGCAGGGAUCCUCCAUUUCUUCUUCCUGGCUUCCUUCUCCUGGAUGUGUCUAGAGGGGGUCCAGCUGUACCUCAUGCUCGUGGAAGUUUUUGAGAGCGAAUACUCACGGAAAAAGUACUACUACGUGUCAGGUUACCUAUUCCCUGCCAUCGUGGUCGCCGUCUCUGCAGCCAUCGACUACAGCAGCUACGGGACAGAGAAAGCGUGCUGGCUAAGUGUGGACAAUCACUUCAUAUGGAGUUUUAUAGGACCUGUCACCUUUAUCAUCAUGCUCAAUCUCAUCUUCCUGGUCAUCACAAUGUACAAGAUGGUGAAACACUCGACCACCCUGAAACCAGACUCCAGCCGCCUGGAGAACAUAAAUACUUAUCGCGUGUGUGAUGGCUACUAUAAUACAGAUUUGCCAGGCUAUGAAGAUAAUAAACAGUUUAUCAAGUCCUGGGUCAUGGGUGCCUUUGCUUUGCUGUGUCUGCUGGGUCUCACGUGGUCCUUUGGUCUCUUCUUCAUCAACGAGGCCUCCAUUGUCAUGGCGUACCUUUUCACCAUAUUCAACACCUUCCAAGGAAUGUUUAUCUUUAUCUUCCACUGCCUUCUUCAGAAAAAAGUCCGCAAAGAGUACAGCAAGUGCUUCCGCCACACGUACUGCUGCGGAGGUCUGCCGACGGAGAACUCGCACAGUUCUGCAAAAACUUCAACCACACGGACCAGUGCACGCUACUCGUCGGGUACACAGAGUCGUAUCAGGAGAAUGUGGAAUGACACCGUAAGAAAGCAAUCUGAAUCCUCCUUUAUCUCAGGUGACAUCAACAGCACCUCCACCCUUAACCAAGGAAUGACCGGGAACUAUCUACUAACAAAUCCUCUCCUUCGACCACAAGGCACUAACAACCCUUAUAACACCUUACUGGCUGAGACAGUCGUAUGUAACACCCCCACGGCUCCAGUGUUUAACUCGCCAGUGACCUACAGAGAGACAAGGCACUCACUGAACAACGUGGUGAGGGAUACAAGUGCAAUGGAUACACUACCGCUAAAUGGUAACUUUAACAAUAGCUACUCUCUUCGCAACGGGGACUUUGGCGACAGUGUUCAGGUGGUAGACUGCGGCCUCAGUCUGGACGAUGCUGCCUUUGAGAAAAUGAUAAUCUCUGAGUUAGUACACAACAACCUGCGUGCCUGUAACAAAAGCCACCAACAGCAACAGCAGCAGCACCCCAGUUUACAUCAUCCACCCCACCACCAGCAGCACCCGCAGUACCACCAUCACCACCAUACGGAGCGGGCUCCGCCAAAGGUGACGGUGGUGGGAGGCAGCAGCAGCGAAGACGACGCUAUUGUCGCAGACGCUUCGUCUUUGGUGCAUGUGGGUGACACGGUGGGCCUCGAGCUGCAUCAUCAGCGAGAGCUGGAGGCCCCGCUCAUCCCCCAGCGGACUCACUCACUUCUGUACGCUCCCCAGAAGAAGGUGAGAACCGAUGGGGGAGUCGAAACCUUUGUCAGCCAGCUGACGCCCACCAACCCCGACGACAGUCCGCAGUCCCCAAACAGAGACUCUUUGUACACUAGUAUGCCUAAUCUGAGGGACUCUCCGUUACCCGAGAGCAGCCCUGAUGUGGUGGAGGACCUGUCCCCCUCCAAAAGGAGCGAGAACGAGGACGUUUACUACAAGAGCAUGCCUAACUUAGGAGCAGGCCAUCAGCUACAGGCCUAUUACCAGAUAGGCCGAGGGAGCAGUGAUGGUUACAUUAUUCCUAUCACUACAGAGGGCUGUAUCCCCGAGGGUGAUGUACGGGAAGGACAGAUGCAGCUAGUGACAAGCCUUUAAAUGUAUUUAAAUAAUCCCCAAUCCUGCCCUUUUGCAGCCCUGACCUUUUAAAGGACACACUAGUACAGGGAGGGAAAGUGUUUGUUUUAUUUUUUAAGAGAUCCUAGAACCCCCGUCUAACACACUUGUCAUUUACAAACCCUCAGCUGCACCUCCAUCUCCUUUUCCCCCAAACAAUGCCACUCUUCUUUACUUCCUUGCAGACUUGGUGCACAGUGACGGCAGUGCAGAGAUUCAAUGAGACUGUACAUAAAAUGCAGAGUUGAAUUCAAUUUUAAGAGACAAGCCAACUAUGUAUUAAAUGUGCUGCUGCUGUUGAAUUAUUGAGAAAAAUUUAAGGUACAAAAAUAAAAAAAAUACAAAAUAAAAAAAAAUCAUUACUGGCUACAUCAGAUCAGCAAUUUCCCAGUGAAAAGGUUGUACAUACACUCCCCAACAUCCUCUUCGAAGCCUGUUUUUUUUUUUAAAUUGUGAACAAAUCAAACCCCCCUGGGCCAGGACGUGGACUCUGUAACAUGUUCCUAUCAGACUGUUAGAAAAGGAAUAGGAGAUCCUGUUUGCCCAGCGUCGCCCUCCAUCACCAUGAAGUUCGGAUUGUAUAACCACUAGCAAUCAAGCCCCUGGCCUUAUAUUUUCUCAACUGUACAUUGAACUGUUGUCAAGGAAAAUGGCUAAAAUAUAUAUUUUGUUGUAUUGCUAGUGUAAAAUAAAAAAUCAUGGGAAAUCGUAAAUAUGAAGAAACCUUUUAAUUGAAAAGUGUAAUGUUGGAGAGACUAUUGUGUAGAAGUUGCACAUAUGUUAUACAGUGUGUUUAUGGUUCCAACACGUCAUCAUGGUAGUAUGUUUGAGCUUAUGGAAGAUUCAACUGAUUACAAAGAUGCAUUAUCACUUUUUUCCACUUGUGAGCAGUGGUUUUUUUUUUUUUUUUUGCUUAAUGAGUUUCAUUGAUAUCGCCCGUUAAAUUAUGUCUAUUUGAUUUUGCCAAAGUAUCAGAACUUUAAAAGAAUGGGAAUGCAAAUCCCCAGUUAAAGUGAUUUAUGCAUUGCACAGUUUUUUUGUGUAACUCUGAAUGAAAUAGAUCUUUUAACAGUCAUAGCAGAGGGACGGGCGAACAUACAUGAAACCGACUUUUGACAAUAAAGUUUCUAUCAUAAUGUAGUUCUUCCGCCUGGGUUUUGACAUUUUAUUUAUUGAAAUCUUUCCAAAAAAAUGAAUGGGAAAUGUGUGAAUAUUUUCCAGCACUGGUAUACAUGCUGUACUGUAGCUCAUGUUUUCUAUGUAAACAUGUUACCAAUGGGCUCAUCACUUAAGACUGAUGUAAAGUUCAACACUUGUUUAACAAAUAAAAUAAAUGUGAGAGUUUUUGUCAAUUGCCAGUUGCUUUUCAAUGCUUUGUGUUUUUGGUACAACAAAUGCUUUUGCUAUGGACAAAAGACACUUCUGACUCAGGUUAUUAGCAAGUCCCGAGCACCUUAAGAGGUCAAUUGAUUGAUUUGCUUUUUGUUCUGUUUUGUUUUUCUUUUCUUUCUUCAAUCACUGCAGAGUAGAGAGAGCUCAUUUCACCGUGUGUGUUAGAGAAGCCAAACCUUUCCAUGUGAUUCAAAGAUGAGAAACUCAGGUAGGAAAAAUUACUCUGUAAAUGUUCCUCUGUGUGGCUGUAACACUAAUAAAGGUUCGAAAAUGA
This is a messenger RNA of Labrus mixtus (cuckoo wrasse), 7168 nucleotides long. RefSeq names its product adhesion G protein-coupled receptor L2a (gene adgrl2a). Lineage: Eukaryota; Metazoa; Chordata; Actinopteri; Labriformes; Labridae. The transcript is spliced from 26 exons. Gene Ontology annotation, molecular function: G protein-coupled receptor activity; carbohydrate binding. The record is from RefSeq and is a predicted model, not a curated record. Bases 904 to 5484 code for a protein of 1526 amino acids. Gene Ontology annotation, biological process: adenylate cyclase-activating G protein-coupled receptor signaling pathway; cell surface receptor signaling pathway; brain development. Gene Ontology annotation, cellular component: membrane; neuron projection.